Molecule: messenger RNA, 1785 nt
Organism: Caenorhabditis briggsae
Lineage: Eukaryota; Metazoa; Nematoda; Chromadorea; Rhabditida; Rhabditidae
Exons: 12
Coding region: 1-1785 (594 amino acids)
Molecular function (GO): protein binding
Source: RefSeq, a predicted model, not a curated record
AUGUACUUUGUCUUGGCUGCCAAGAAACAACUAAUGCAGUCCGCCACCGACGAAUUCUUCUACCAUUCUAACAUUCCACCGGAGCCAGCUCCAAUUCCAGCUCAAACUCUGGAAAUCAACGGACACAAAUAUGUCCUCAAUCAGAGAUUCAAAAGCAUCAAGAUUGUCUCCCAUCGGUACUCGCCAGUUAUUCCGAUGUCGGUCGACGAACAAGCGGUACCCCCGGAAAUUACGCCUUCAAUGGCAGCCAACAUUCCACAAUUGGUUCAUGACCAACUCGCUUCGCAAUUCUUGCCGGCUUCAAAAAAUCUCGGGCAAGCUGGCAUGCAUCUUUUGAAAACUUAUUACAUGUUCCAAGAAGCCAUGUCUCAAUAUUGUGAUGCCACUCACAAGCUUAUCAUGUCUGCAGACACCGCUGGACACAAAUCCAAGCAAGAGGCUCGCGAGCUGUCGAAGGUUUUCAAACAAUUUGUGCUUGGAGUCACUGCUCAUCAAAAAGUUAUCACGGAGUUUGAGGCAUUGGCACACAAGGUCCAUGACUACAGUAAUAAGGAGAAAGAGAAAUUGAAGGCAGAGUACUCAGAGUACAAAGCAAAGGAAAAGAAGCUAAUGAAAAGAAAAAAUGGAGAAACCGAAGCGGAUAUUACCGCGUUCCACAGAAAAGAAGCAGCAAGUUGGGCGAAACAACAAGAAUUGAGAUACAAAUUCUUCAAUGAUAAACUCCAUUCUUGGAUUAAUGGAUACGUCGAGAUUGGAAAGUUGUUCCAAGCCGAGGGUCUUCUUGCUGAUCCAGUUGUGGGUGGUGUUGUGGCUGGAGCUGCGGUUGUUGCUCAGCCGGAGCAGUCGGAGCACCACAAGGAGCACAAUCAUGAUUGGCACCACGAGAUGCAUCAGGAGGCAGCGGUGGUAGUAGCGGAGGAGGCGAAAGAGAAGGCAGAAGAGAAAGUAGAUGAAGCUGUUGGAGACAGUAGAUCCAACUCCACGUCUUCGGUUGCCACUACAUUGGAGGAGUUGCCACGUAGAGAUACGGUAGAUGCCACCGGAGUGACACUGGUCAGCAAUUACAAACGGCAGUCUAUUGAGAUUGAUCCAAUCCCACACCGCCCACAACCAGCUCCACAUCCAGUCUCCACUUACAUUGCCCCUGCGCCAGUGCCUCCACCAAAACCCACCGUUGAACAUCUCCAAUACGCUCCAAUUCCAGCACGUCACGACGAGCACCAAUACGCCCAUCUCCAUCAUCCUGUUGUCGCCGAGCAAGUGCCUCUUCAGCCUGUUAACAGUGCUCCAGGCGGUGGAAGACGUCCUGGAAGCAGUAUUCCAGGCGCUGUCAAUGUUUUUGGUUUAGCUUCGAAUGCUCAACCAAAAGUCAGCUAUACGCCAAUUCAAAAUGGCACGCCUUAUCAAGUUGUGACUAGUGAUUACAUUCGCGUCGGCAGAGUCGUCGAUAAUCCGGUGACCGAGGAACAAAUGAAUGCGAAAAAAUUCCACGUGGAUGCCAGCUACGUCCCCAUGGCGUCACCGUCUCACCAACCCCAACAUCAUCAGCAGCAUAGUCGUACAGAGACCAAUGAUAUCUCAGUUCCAUCAUACUUCAACCCAUCCCAGUAUGGAAGCAUUUUGAUUGUCAAUGACGAUUUCAACGCGUCGUCUGGAGAGCAAAUGACUGUGAAUCGUGGGGACAAGGUCAUCCUUCUCAAAUGCGGAUCUCGUGGAUGGGUGUUUGUUCGUGACUCGAUUUCCAAUCGAACCGGAUGGGUUCCAGAGCCGUAUGUCAAUCCUUAA